UGCGGGCAGCGCGGCCGCCCUCCGGUACAGAGCUGCUUCGGCUGGCUUAGCUGCAUUUGGGUGCAUCGUGAUAGAAAUUCAUCAUUCAAAUGCAGUCGUAGGACCGGCACAGGUACAUUUGGGCGUGUUCACCUGGUGAAGGAAAAAAUGGGAAAACAUUACUUUGCACUGAAAGUAAUGAGCAUUCCAGAUGUCAUUCGACUGAAGCAAGAGCAGCACGUGCACAAUGAAAAGUCAGUUUUGAAAGAGGUCAAUCACCCAUUUUUGAUCAGAUUAUUCUGGACCUACCACGAUGAACGUUUUUUAUACAUGUUAAUGGAAUAUGUACCAGGAGGAGAACUUUUUAGUUACCUGCGCAACAUGGGGCGUUUCAACAACAGCACAGGACUGUUUUACUCUACAGAAAUUAUUUGUGCAAUAGAAUACCUGCACUCCAAAGAAAUAGUUUACAGAGACUUAAAACCUGAAAAUAUAUUGCUAGACAAAGAAGGACAUAUCAAGCUUACUGAUUUUGGAUUUGCUAAAAAAUUGGUGGAUAGAACAUGGACACUUUGUGGCACUCCUGAAUACCUUGCACCAGAAGUCAUACAAAGUAAAGGACAUGGGAGAGCUGUGGAUUGGUGGGCCCUGGGAAUUCUUAUAUUUGAGAUGUUGUCAGGGUUUCCUCCAUUUUUUGAUGACAAUCCAUUUGGUAUAUACCAGAAGAUUCUUGCUGGCAAAAUAGAUUUCCCACGGCAUUUGGAUUUAUAUGUAAAAGACCUUAUUAAGAAGCUACUUGUGGUUGACAGGACAAGACGAUUAGGAAAUAUGAAGGUCAGUAUAAAAUGCUAGAUGUAAUGCACAAGGUGAAAGAAUUUUACAGAAAAGACUUAAGAAUAGUUUUUAGUUUUAUGAGUUUGAGUUACAUGUUUCCAAAUGUGACUUCUGUUGUCCAGUUCUAAAUGAAAAGUUCAACUCUGUAUUUCUGGAAGUUUUACUCAUAUUGUUAUCCAACUCUUCUCAAAAGUAAAAAAAA
Molecule: messenger RNA, 1015 nt
Organism: Meleagris gallopavo (turkey)
Lineage: Eukaryota; Metazoa; Chordata; Aves; Galliformes; Phasianidae
Source: RefSeq, a predicted model, not a curated record